Molecule: messenger RNA, 1539 nt
Organism: Penicillium cinerascens
Lineage: Eukaryota; Fungi; Ascomycota; Eurotiomycetes; Eurotiales; Aspergillaceae
Exons: 4
Coding region: 1-1539 (512 amino acids)
Source: RefSeq, a predicted model, not a curated record
AUGGUCGUGCUGUCAGGUUACGGUUGCUCGACAUCUGUGUUUACGGAAGUGCCAUCAGAUUGCGCAGUGUCCAGAGGUACCUUGUUCAACGCGAAUCAGUCUUCCAGCUGGCACGAACUAGGUCUUUAUGGAAUCAACGAGAAUGGUGUUGGCCUCGAGGCCAACCUUGGAUACUCCCAAAGAGCAGAGUUUGCUCUGGAUACUCUGGGUAUUAGUCUUACUGGACCAAGACUUGACAAUCAGACCAUCGCGGGCAUCGCAACUCCUGAGCCCUUCUAUCUUGGAACUUUUGGCCUUAACCCCCAACCACUAAAUUUCAGCUCCCUAGGAAAUUUCUCCUCGCCUUCCUUUGUCACAACGCUCAAGAAUCAAGGUGUUAUUCCAAGUCUAAGCUGGAGCUAUACAGCCGGUGCCAAGUACCGUCUCAAACAAGUCUAUGGCCAGCUUAUCUUCUCUGGCUACGACACAUCUCGCUUCACUAUGAAUUCUGUAUCGUUUACCAUGGCAGGCGACAUCACCCGCGACCUUGUGGUUUAUCUCCAGUCCAUAAGCUACAGCGGAUCAAAUACAGCCACCUUACUUUCCGAACCCAUUGCAAUCUUCAUUGAUUCGACUGAUCCAAAUCUCUGGCUUCCCGAAAACGUGUGUGACGCUUUCGAAAAGGCGUUCGGGCUUACGCUCGAUAGUGAUACUGGUUUAUACUUGGUGAACGACACUCACAACGCGGAAUUGCUCAACUCGAAUGCGCAGGUGACCUUUCGGCUAUCUGAUGUGGCCUCCGGUGGAGAUGCUGUGACGAUCGUUCUUCCGUACAACGCUUUCUCCCUUACCGCACAGCCUCCUUUAGUCAACAACAGCAGCUAUUAUUUCCCGUUGAAACGCGCGGCAAACUCUACUCAGUACACACUGGGCCGGACAUUCUUGCAAGAAGCUUAUCUUUCGGCCGAUUACGAUCGCGGCGUCUUCAAUGUGUCGGCUUGCGCAUGGAACGAAGAAGCCGUGCAAAACAUAGUCACAAUUAUACCCAAGGAUUCCGACCCGCCCACUUGCUCUGGAAGCAGAUGCUCGAGUGCCGGAAAUUCAGGAGGCCCCUCGCCACUCAGCCACGGCGCCGUAGCUGGCAUCGCGAUUGCGGCAUUGGUUGGAGUCUUCAUUCUCGCAGCAGUUCUCUUCUUCAUCCGCCGUCAGCGCCAAAAAACAAAAUACAAAGCAACUUCGCCCGAGCCAGACGUAUCCGUGCUCUCCGGCCCAGUACAUAACGCCAUCCUUUCCAACCCAGCACACACUACUCAGCCUCCUCCACAACCGAGAUUUUGGUCUCCAGAUGCGGUCUGUGGCGAUGCCGGCGAGAGCUAUAAUGACGAGAAUAGAUGCGAUGGUGUUAACACAGAGAACAGUACAGACGAGCAAGGUUUGGAAUUAGACGGUAAUGGUACAGAGAUCAAGCCGGUCUACCACGAGCUACCAGGCAGCGAAAUUUGGAGGAAAGGGUCUGGCCGGGGCUCCAUGGUGCAGCAGGUGCCCACGUCUUAUGCUUGA